UAGCGCUGAUACAUAGUGCGCUCGGCGAUCAUCAUACUGACUCCUUUUUUCCCGCAGGCUGACAGAGCCAUCGAACACACGACGACGACGACGACAUCAUGCCACCCCAUCUCCAUCCCCGGUCCCGAAUGACCUCGUCGCUAUUUGCCUCGACGCUCGUCGCCUGCUUCUUCGUCGUGGCGCUUCCACACAUGCUGCCAUGCCCCGUCCCCGCCAAGAAGUUUGCCGACGGACAGGUCAUGGUGGACGAGAACGGGAGGAGGAAGGUCUACCGCCGGCGCGAGAGCCCAGACGAGACCAAGAGCGGCAUUGUACAGUUUAGCGAGGAUAUUGAGAGUGGGAAAUCGGUCAAGAGAGAGUGUCCGGUCCCACGGCCAGGCGGCAUGCUCGGCGAGUGGCUGGGAUUCCACAGCGAGAACGGCACAGAGUCAAAAGAUGCGAAUGGUCAUAAUAAUACUAGGUGACAAUGCGAAAUCAGAAACACCAAGAUACAAGUCCCGCGAGCUCGAGACGGAUGUGUGGUUGUGAUGGGGAUGCCUUGUGAAGAUGCAGCGCGCGUGCAAGACGCAGCCGUGCUUCUGGCAUAGUCA
This is a messenger RNA of Emericellopsis atlantica, 590 nucleotides long. RefSeq lists its product as uncharacterized. Gene Ontology annotation, cellular component: mitochondrial matrix. Lineage: Eukaryota; Fungi; Ascomycota; Sordariomycetes; Hypocreales; Bionectriaceae. The coding region runs from base 99 to 464 and encodes 121 amino acids. Gene Ontology annotation, biological process: mitochondrial respiratory chain complex IV assembly. The record is from RefSeq and is a predicted model, not a curated record. The transcript has a single exon.